Messenger RNA from Lachancea sp. 'fantastica', 390 nucleotides. NCBI's taxonomy places the organism in Eukaryota, Fungi, Ascomycota, Saccharomycetes, Saccharomycetales, Saccharomycetaceae. The record is from the annotation of a GenBank genome assembly.
AUGUCGCCCUUGCUGAAGGAGUUUCUCAACAAGCGUGUGGUGGUGGUCACGACCGAAGGACAAUGCGUAUGUGCAACGCUCGAGGGCUUUGAUAACAGUACGAACUUACUGAUUUCUCAGGUCAAAGACCGCGUUUCGGGCGAAAAAAUAGCCAGUUCGUAUGUGUUACGAGGGAGCCAGAUCGUUUGUUGCGGACUACUAGAGAAUUCAGCAGAUUCAGACAUUGAAUUGGCAUCUCAGGGAGUGGAAUCCCUCAAAGAUACGCGGAAUUACGUGCCUAACGAACACGUCGUAUGGCAAAAAGUCUGGGCAGCCAAGCAGCAACAACAACAACAAAACCAAAAGCAGCAACAUACGCUAAAUGCGUCUUCUGCGUCGCAUGAAAAAUAG